Molecule: messenger RNA, 1575 nt
Organism: Closterium sp. Yama58-4
Lineage: Eukaryota; Viridiplantae; Streptophyta; Zygnematophyceae; Desmidiales; Closteriaceae
Source: the annotation of a GenBank genome assembly
AUGACAGGAACAGACUCCAGAGGUGCUAAUGGCAACAUGGUUAGAGGUAGAGAGGCUAGAGAGCAAGGGAGAGUUGCUGGUGGUGGAUUGGGGACUCACCAAUCAGCCAAUCCUACGCUACCUACGUCUACUACACCAUCUCCAACAACCGUGGAUCCAGUGAAGGCGUUCUCUAUCGAGAAAUUCAUGGGGGAGGACUACGAGCACUGGAGCUUCCGCAUGACGAUAAUGUACACACAAUACAAGCUAUUGGAUCUGGUGGAGGGGAAGGAGAAGAUGUCGGAAGCCACGAAGCUGAAAGAAGCAUGGAUAAAGCGCUCGUUCGACGCGUACAUGCUCAUGGUGCAAGCGGUUGGCGGACGACAACUUGACCAUAUCAAAGAUCUCUUGGGUGAUCCAGAGCAUGACCCCAAGGCUUGGAGGAAGCUUCUGGAUGUGCACUCACCGACACACGCUACCGGCAUCAGCGGCUUCAAGAAGAAGUGGAAGGGCAAGAACAAGGACAACCCUAAGGAGGAUGGCGGCGGGGACCAAGGGGAGGUGUGCUUCUACUGCAAGAAGCGUGUACAUCGUUGGCGGAAGUGCUACCAACGACCCAAGGAUUGGACCCCGCCUUCAUCAAGCAACCAGCAUGGUGGCAAGAGGAGUGGGGGAGUCAUGGGAGCUAGUGGAGAGGAGAAGGAUGAGGAGAAAGGUAGCGAAUAUGAGGAGCGGAAGGCCGGGUUCUUCUUCUUCGUGAACGAAGGCGCAACCGACCCCGCCAUGGCUGCCAAGCUGCACCUUGACGACCUCCAUGGGUCAGAGCUGACCAGUGACCAUAGUGGCGGUGGUGAGCAGCAAGUUUCUGGUCCUGCUGCGGAGGAGGGGUUGGAGGAUGAGUCGACACGGGUGGACUCACAAUCUCAACCCAAGCAUGCUGCAUCAGCCAAGGUCACUAAGAAGAGUGUGCAGAAAGGAGCUUCACCACAUGGGCAGCAGACUGCAACCCGCGAGAAGAGAGUGGCAGCGGCACCUACAAGGCUGAAGUACAGCCGUUUGGGAGGACCCAAGCAAGCACUGACGUGUUUGAAGACAUGUCUCUACGGGGGAGCACAGGCAACAGCACGCGCUUACUUGGGCAUGCUCCAGGGGGGGGGAGAGGAGGAGGAGGAGGAGGAGGAGGAGGAGGAGGAGGAGGAGGAGGAGGAGGAGGAGGAAGAAGAGGAGGAGGACGAUGACGAUGAUGACAAGGGGGAGGAGGAGGAGGAGGAGGAGGAGGAGGAGGAGGAGGAGGAUGAGGAGGAGGGGGGGAGGGGAGGGAGGAGGAGGAGGAGGAGGAGGAGGAGGAGGAGGAGGAGGAGGAGUAGGUGGAGGAAGAGCUACAGGCCGACGGUGUCAGGGAGGUUGGCAUGGCAACUUGGCUGGAUAUGCUAUAUGCAGAGACCCCUUGCUACCGUAGGGCUGCGGCCCUGGCUGAUUGCCUCGGAGCUGGAAAAGACAGCCAAACACGCCUGGGGGGUGUCAGGCUUUGAAGAGCAAGAGCCCUCUUUUGUUAGUGUAGAUGAAGAAGAUGAGGGCGUGACCGAGGGAGACUAG